UUCAUCCAAACAGUAGUCAUCUUCUGUAGGGUGCAGAAUUCUUGAAUCCAAUCAUAAUCAGGUAGACUACAGUUUUACAGCGACGAGUGUGUGAGUUAACUAAGGAUUAUCUCCCCUGAACAAAAGACUUUGGUUUUAAACAGGUUGAAUACAACAUGAAACAAGAGCUUGUCUUGAUCACAUUUCUUGUUGGACUGGCCUGCCUCUCAUUUACCUCCGGAGUUUGCAUUGGAGGGUUUGUGGACAUAUGUAAAACACACGUCGAUGAUUGUACUAAAAACUCCUCCUGGUCUGCCAUGUGUACUUUGUACAAGUACCCGACCUACGACAGUGCCUGCUCCACUGACCCCUGUCUGUACUCCAUUGGUGACCACGUCCUGUCCUACUGCCACUGCUUGAGCGACCUGAUCAGGACCAGGGACCUGGCUGGCGCUGAGUACUCAUACCGUGUGCGCUUGGCAGAGGCAGUGUUCCCACACGUCCCAAACAGCAUCUACUACCUCUACUCUGUGUCAGCAGAGGAUGUCAAGCAGGUUGUUCGCUAAACCUACCGGCAGAGCAGGUCAAGCAGGUUGUUCGCUAAACCUACCCGACACAUCAGUCCAAGAUGGCUGUACACUAAACCUUACCGGGAGACAACUGCCAACAAACGAAGCAAAGGAGCAGCAAGCGUUCAACCUGCAAUAUUUUUAUUCUACAGUUGGGUUUCUGCACAUAACAAAUUUUCGUAUUGUUGUAACAUUAUAGUCGAGUUAUUAUGUAUCGAUGCUGGUCACAUAAUAAAGUAUCGUAUAGUUUGAACAAAAUAGUCGAGUUAUCAAGUAUCGAUCCUGGUGAGAAUGUAGACCUAUGACGUCAGAAGUGAGACAUCUUGAUGUGUUAUUGAUGUGAUGAAUUAAGUAGCCAAUAGAAAUGUGCGUAUUAU
Messenger RNA from Physella acuta, 925 nucleotides. RefSeq lists its product as uncharacterized. NCBI's taxonomy places the organism in Eukaryota, Metazoa, Mollusca, Gastropoda, Physidae. The record is from RefSeq and is a predicted model, not a curated record.